AUGGCUUUGACUAAUUCCCGACCUUUGCAGAUUCCUGCACUAGAGAACGAAGCUCUUCACAAUUCAGCUUCUCCGGUUUUCCAGCCAAGUUCGCUCAGUAGCUCAUCGCAAAGCUUGUCAUCUGAAGGUUUAGCUGAGAGAAGUAAUUCGAGCGCAACUUCAGAGUCCAGUAACGAGAAUAGCAUUUCGGAAACCCCUCUGGCUCACAAAGAUCUGUCAACACUGAAAAGGUCAAAUACGUCGUCCCCAGUACCGUCUUCAGGAAGUGUAUCUGAGCUUUCUAUAACAGUCCCAGUCACAGGCCAGCGUCCUAAACCCAUUAAAAAGGAUCUGUCCAUGGACGAUGACAUUUUGUUGGCAAUAUUCGUUAUACUCUACGAAAAUGACCCACAACAAAAGGGUGUCACUGUCAAACAGCUGUGCGAUUUUGUAGCCGAAAAACACCCUGAUAUGGCAGGCGCAUCAACCAAGCUUUCUAAUCUGAUCUCAGCCAAGCUUAAUGCUUACGUGAAGAAAGUAGAAAAAGGUGAAAAGACACUGAAAUAUGCACUCUCGCGGCAGUGGUCGGAAGGCUCUCCGCGCAGAAUGGUUUACGUGUACCGUGGAGUCUUGGCUUCAGACUAUAAAGCUCAUACUCAGUCCAUGAUGCUACAAAGACAAGAAUCAAAAUCAAAAGCAGGAAAGUCGAGCGGAAAUUCUAAGAGGGGCCCAUCUGCAUUGCAGGGUUCUAACAACUCCACUACAGACGCGGUAGGUGCUGAGAUCAAAAACAGUAGCCAAGGAGCCCGCACGUUUGCAGUCAACAAUACGUUCAGCAUUAGUUCCUUUGGCAGCGACUUCAAUAUACCCUACGCAACAGCGCCUGUUACAAUGAGACUCAUUCCGAACACCACAGAAAGCAACACCGAUGUCACUCCCAGUGAUAGUUCUCGGGAUUUGCGAUUGAGACCCAGUUUCAGUGAGCCAGUAAGCAAAAGAACGAAAGUUGCCUCGGCAGAUGCAACAGCGUUCACAGCGGCACCCUACAUCACGGCCGCAGCCGCGGCUCCUAGACUCAGCAAGCUGGCUGCCAAAAGACACAUGGGGAUUCAAGAUCCUGCUGUACUUGGCGCUGCUUCGGGCACUCAAAAAGUCAUUUCUUCUCAAAAACCAAUAGAGUCAAGUCUAUCUUUCAGUCAUACGUUAAUGGAGCCAUUUUCUCCAAUUCUCGCUUGCAAUUCUUGGUUGCAGACCAUACGUUCAGGAUUUUUGCUGGAAGAAAUUGAUUCUCCCGAGGCCAUUUCUGUAGAGGAGUUCGAUGGUCUCUUCUCUUAG
Messenger RNA from Lachancea meyersii CBS 8951, 1314 nucleotides. The record is from the annotation of a GenBank genome assembly. Lineage: Eukaryota; Fungi; Ascomycota; Saccharomycetes; Saccharomycetales; Saccharomycetaceae.